UUCGGGGUGAAGGGUUACCUGUCGGACGUCCGUCAGUCUGUUAUUAAGUCCAAGACGGAGUUGGUUGGAUAAAUUCGCUUUGCCGACUCGGUCACUUCGGGAAAAGGGCGAUAACGUCGAGAUGAUGCCGUUCUUCUCCAGAACCUCAAGCAAACAAUGCACGAAGUCCGAAACUGCGCCAGGUAUAAAUAUGGGUUUGAUGGCGGCGAGUGAGGGAGGGUUGAACGAGGCCGACCACGGAUAAUCUGCAUCGUCCAGACAGAGCCAACUUGGUCAUCGUCGACAACAUGCGCCUCUUGAUCCUCGCCGUCAGCGCUUUCGCCAGUUCGGCGGUCGCUUUCCCCUCCAUCGGCUCGCUCUUCUCGCCGCGGCAGGACAAAGACUGCAUCACGCGGGACGAGGCCAAGCAGAUCGUCGACAUCUACGCCAGCCUGAUCGCAAACUACACUCCCUCGGUCUGCGAGAAGUACUGCGCCGACGACUUCGUCGACCGGUCCGACAGCAUCAACACCUUCAUCUUCCAGCCGCUCGGCCAGCCGACGUUCGCGACCAAGCAGAUCUUCAUGGACGCGCAGCUGUCGAAUCCGGCGUUCCCGCUCGUGGUCGACAGCAUCGACGCCGUCGACUGCGAGUCCAUCGCGCUGCGCUGGCACGCCACUUUCGGCGUGGCCAACGAGCCCAGCCGCGGCAUCACCAUUCUCGGCACCACCAAGGCGGCGGGCUGGUGGCAGAUCAAGAGCAUCGAUGUCGAGUUCAACAGCCUGAUCUGGCUGCUUGACAUGGGCGGCAAUUACACUUGGGAAGGCUGAAUCGCGCUUGCGGCAGUGAGUCUGACGGGGAAGCCCCGCGUCGGAUGGGCUGUGUCGAGAGAACAAGGAGCAAGGCGAUGUGAAAGAAUGGCGUGUAACUCUCAAGUGAAUGGACGACGAGUGGCUGUUGGCUCCCAGCGACCAAAACAAUAAAAAAAAAGCGUGUGCGCGUGCCCGCCUUGGUUUCGGCAACAUCUGCAGAGAACUUGUGUGUGGAGACAUUGCACCAUCCGUGGGAGCCGUGGGAAAUUGGUCAGCCACGGGGCCACCGUCAUCCAUUCUGUGAGUCGCUGACAACCUAGGUAAUUAUUGCGGGAGCCCCGACGGCUGUUGUCCCCGUCGGCGGUCGUUUGUUUGCGCUCAAAAGCGACUCGGUGCUUGCGCAUCUGUCUUUGCUGUCGUCGCUCAUAGGGCUGCAUGUGCGGACAUCUGAGAGCGACGGAGUCCCGUUCUUGAGUUCCUUGGCUGUUAGCAGAAUUAAG
Thermothielavioides terrestris NRRL 8126 is the source of this 1291-nucleotide messenger RNA. RefSeq lists its product as uncharacterized. The record is from RefSeq and is a predicted model, not a curated record. Lineage: Eukaryota; Fungi; Ascomycota; Sordariomycetes; Sordariales; Chaetomiaceae. The transcript has a single exon. The coding region runs from base 288 to 809 and encodes 173 amino acids.